CCCGGUUGUUUUGUUGAUUACUUACUAACCUUAAAAUAAAAUUAAAACCGGACUUCAGAACAACACUUUAUAAUACGAUUGAUUUAAUUUAUUUUAAGUGACUUAUAGGUAUACAACAUUUAUUAGCAACAAAGUAUGGAUACAGUUUAUGAUGUCUCUGGUUUCAGGGCUUCAAAUAACAUUAAUGUUGCCGAAUAUUUUAAAAAGUACAGCGAAAUAUGUCCCCCUGCCAAACGAACUGUCAUUGAAAACUUCUUACAUUUCACGGAAGAUAUAGAUCUCUUCGAGAUUGGAGUAGAUUUUGGAAUUCUAGAAGCUACCUGCAAUCAUGAAAAUCUUAGACUCUCGGACGAACCUGCCAAUUUGCCGAUGGCCGUGCCUGAUAAAGUGCACACAAAAAUGAAAUUCGAUCAAUACUAUCCCAUAACAGACCAAGCACGCAAAUUGAAUGUAAUAAUCUCCAAGGAGACGCUAGAAAAGAGGUGGACCGCUCAGGAGUUCAAAUUUCAUGGAAAAAGAUUCAUAAAAGACAAGGAACAGAUUGUGAGUGAGCAGUUCAAAAAGCAAAACAACGUAAAACCGGGCAUCGAUUUCUUGUUUUCCAUUUUGAUAUACAAACCGAGAACCAUACAUCAGGGCCAGCGACAUUCGGCCGAGAAGCUGAGAUUUGCCUACGAAAUUGAAGCAUUGGGCACCAAUUUUCUAUCGCAAAUAGUGGACGCAAUCGAAUGCAUAAGCGAUUCGGCCGUCAUCAAGGAAGUGGAGAACACAGCGGUGGAUUUGACUCAGUUUCAAAAUGCGAAGAAAUGGUAUCCGUCUCAAACGGUGUUCAUAGAUGGCGUGUUUUAUAACGAUACCAGAAAUCCUGAUUGUAUUGACCUUUCGCCGGAAGUGAUUAAAUGGGCAAGGGAGAAGAACAUUGGAAAGUUUACUACAGCAAAAAUGCAGGAGACUCUCCUAUCGAGCUUGUCGCCCCGUUUGGGUUUCCCGUACGUGUACAUCCACCAAGCUGAUUGCGAGCACAUUUUCGUCUUCUCUGACGUCCGUUUGGUACAAAACAGCGAUUGCUUGGAUACGAAUGAAUAUCCUAAAGUCGUAUCGUUCAACCGCGCCUCCAACAUCUUAUGCCUGCUUUGCACGAUGCGCGUAUGCCGUUGGAUGGUGACCGAAUGCGACCGUUUCCCACAAGAGCGUGUUUUUUUGUGCACGGAAUGCUGCAAUUCGUAUUUGUUCGUAGAUGGAAAGAAAGCGACCGAGUUUAAGUUAUAUCCGUAUUAUGAUCAGGAGAAAAUGAGGAAUUGAAAAAUUUACUCGAUUUAAUUUUGAUUUUUUGAUGUUUUUUUGUAAAUAUAAAAAUAAAGAUUCGUGAAAUAUGUAAAUAAUAAAUAUAACAUUGUAAAUAAAUAAUUUUGUAUCUCUG
Molecule: messenger RNA, 1420 nt
Organism: Psylliodes chrysocephalus
Lineage: Eukaryota; Metazoa; Arthropoda; Insecta; Coleoptera; Chrysomelidae
Source: the annotation of a GenBank genome assembly